GAGUUGGUAGAUACAUCGAUAUUCAUUUUCUUCUAGGUCGCGAGUUCGAAACUGCGUUAUCCAUUUUUCGUCAAAAUUUUCUCAUAUUUUUUUCUUCGUGUUCAUCUGCAACGCCAUGGACAAGAAUCCAAAGAAAACUCUCCGAAAGAUCAAGUACGCUCCAAAAAUUCCAAAGACGAAAUCCAGACCUCAACCAACCAAAAUCGAAGAAGAGCAUGUUGAAGAAGAUGAACAAAAAAGUGGUGAGAUUCAAGCUACUAUUCGUCGUUUGAAGGAAAAUACUGCAGGACGCCAAUCUAAAUUUGGAAAACAAACCAGUGUACAAGAUGCAUUUCCUGGAGGUUCAUCACUUUCCCCGAGAAUACUUCGCAGUGGUAGUAAAAGAAGUGGCUUAGAAUCUAAAUUUUUUGCUAAUGAGAAAAAUGGUUCAUCAUAUUCUUCAACUGCAAUCAAGGAUUUCUAUACUUCUGCGAUAGAUGCUGCUGAUGAUUCCACCGAUGAAGAAGACUACAAGGAACUAUGGAAUCGUCCUGACUCGAUCUAUCCUGUUACUCUUCCUCUGAGGAAACCCAAUUCUGGAAAUCCAGCCAUUCUUGAUGAGGAGGAAUUUGGGGAGGCUGCUACAAAUAUGGAAUAUGACGAUAAACCUCUUAACUCUGCUGAAGAACUCGGACUGUUGGACAACAGUGAGCAACCCAAGAUGAUUGUCUUUCAACUUCCAACUGUACUGCCUGGUAUCAAUCAACCGGUGAGCAGGAAGGGGAAGGAGAAAAUGGACGCGUCGAAAACAGCAAAGCCGAAAAAGGGGAGUAACUUGUCACAACUUCCGAGUGGAUUUAUGGGCAAAAUGCAGGUGUAUAAGAGUGGAGCAGUCAAAUUAAAAAUCGGAGAAACCCAGUACGAUGUGUCUGCAGGUACAAAAACUAUAUUUUAUCAAGAUGUUGUUGCAAUUAACAAGGCAAAGAAAGACUACUCAGCACUCGGGGCGGUUACAGUUAACACAAAGGCGGUUGUAACUCCUGAUCUUGAUUCCGUUGAUUUGUUAAGAGACUAAAGCUAAGUACUACAUGAUUAAGUGCCGUUGUAAGAGAUAGCACAUAUUCUCAUGGCUUAUGUGAAUAGGAGAAAUAUUUUGUGAAUACAUCUGGUGAUUGGAAGUAUAAGCUAGGCAGUAAAAUUAGUAUGACAUUGGUGAAAUAUCAAGUGUAUAAUUUAAUUAGUGUUAUCGCAGUGCAGAAAUACUUAACUUUCUGAAUGUUGAACUAAAAUCAUUGAUGAGUAAAAAAAAACUAAAAUCAUUGAAAAA
Molecule: messenger RNA, 1306 nt
Organism: Vicia villosa (hairy vetch)
Lineage: Eukaryota; Viridiplantae; Streptophyta; Magnoliopsida; Fabales; Fabaceae
Exons: 9
Coding region: 116-1054 (312 amino acids)
Biological process (GO): transcription by RNA polymerase III
Cellular component (GO): RNA polymerase III complex
Molecular function (GO): DNA binding
Source: RefSeq, a predicted model, not a curated record